Molecule: messenger RNA, 1609 nt
Organism: Drosophila biarmipes
Lineage: Eukaryota; Metazoa; Arthropoda; Insecta; Diptera; Drosophilidae
Product: trypsin alpha
Exons: 7
Coding region: 18-1427 (469 amino acids)
Biological process (GO): proteolysis
Molecular function (GO): serine-type endopeptidase activity
Source: RefSeq, a predicted model, not a curated record
UGUUGUCCCGACUUGCGAUGGUUCUGCUCGGAUUGGAGAUCUGCCACACGGGAUUGGCCCAGCUCCUAGAUGCGAAGUGCCAUGACGCAGUGGACCCAAUAAGUGGCACUCCGUGGAUCGCCAGCAUAUACCAUAACGAUGAGUUUAUCUGCCAUGGAACGCUCAUCCACAAACUUUUCGUGGUAACGGCUACGAGUUGUAUUGGAAAAAGAACAAGUUUAAUCGUGCGUUUUGGAGAGUACGAUAAGUCCUGCACUCCAUCGAACUGCGAUACCGUCGAGCAGUACGGAGUUUCAAGGGGUAUUAAGAAGCUCGGUUUUGAUUCCAAAACACGCGCAAACGAUUUAUUUUUACUAAGACUCUUCGGGGAAGUGGAGUACAAUGCCCACAUCCGGCCAAUCUGCAUAAUCUUCGAUGACGUCGUUAGUUCUGCAACAAUUCAAAGAUUUAAAGCUUUCGGUUUGCGUCCACCAAGCAAAGAGCUGCAGACCAUACAUCUAUUUCAAAAGGUAUUUACCGAAUGCCAAAGAAAUGGAAUGAUAUUGCAGAGCAACCAGACCUGCGCGGGCCCAAUAUUUAGAGACAACUGUCAGGGAUACAAUGGGGGUCCCCUGACGGCAGAUUACAUUUACGGCGGAGAAACCCUCAGCGUACUCUUCGGGAUUGUAUCCCACGGCAGGCUGUUGGGCACUCCGGCUAGCAUCUACACAGAUGUGACUGCCUUCAAGGACUGGAUAUUCAAUAAUGUGCGAAAUUCCGAAUACAAAGCGAUUCGGGUUUUCAACGAGGAGUGCAGAACCAAUUGGACCUACGAUGUUCAUGUUCGCCUGUGGGAGGUGUCUCUGAAUCAGAAUACUUUCGCUGGAGCGCUAGUAACAAACCAACUCGUCGUGACUGUGGCCACUGCAUUCCUCAGAGAGCCAUAUCUAAUACAGGUGAACACCAAAUUUCAGCAGUAUCUGGAUGUGGUGUCAGUUCACCGGCAUCCACAAUUUGCAUACUCAUCGGAAUCAAUUCAGAACAACAUUGCUCUGCUUAAACUAUCUGAGAAAGUGCGAGAUUUGGUAAAACCUAUCUGCAUUGCCAUGAACCCGAAGCCACCAAGAAACUUGACGGCACUUUCACCUGUGGACCAGCAGGGUUUUGUUGGCGUUAAAAAAGUACAUUUAGUCCCCGUUGACAACUCGCUUUGCUCCCAAAGGAUUGGAAUGAGAGUUGGAUCUAACCAAUUUUGUGUUGAAAAACCCAGCGAUCUCAACAUUCAGCCUCCUGGUUCAAUAGUAGGUACAUUUCAAAAUAUCCGCGGCGUCAAUAGGUACGUUCUGAUCGGCAUAAUUAGCUUAUAUAAAAACGGCGUGUUCGUCCUUACAAAUAUUCAAAGUCACGCGUAUUGGAUAAUGGAUACAAGUAAUAAUUUAAGCGUUUAAUUAUCUAAAAUGCCAAGCGUUCACUUAAUGUAGAGUUAAAAAAAAACUAAACAAUAACUAGAAAAUAUGUGUAGUUUGCAUGUGGUAAUCAACAAGUGAGUGACUAUUGGGCGAUUUCAUUACAAAUAUGUAAAAGUUUAAUGCCCUACUUCGAUUGUUCCAAUAAAUUGACUGCCAAUUUA